UAAACUUUGGCUAUAAAAGUGGCUGGUUGUUGGACUUCCGAAUCAUAUCAGUUUCUGUUCAAUCAGCAGCUCCAACAAUCAGUCCAAGAUGUUCAAGUUUUUCGCUCUCUGCCUGUUCGCUCUGGUGGCCGUGGCCUGUGCCAAGCCACAGUUCCUCACCGCCUACAAUGCCGCCCCCGUUGUGGCUGCCACGCCCUAUGCCGCCUACACCGGCGGCCUCUACGCCUCCCCCUACUCGGCCGCCUACACCAGCGGCGUCUACGCCUCCCCCUACGCCUACAGCGCCGCCUACCCCUACAGCUCCCUCUACCUCCGGCGUUAGUUCCAUCCGUGUGACGAGGAUCCACUGUACCAGUACAGUAAUUGCUGCUGAUGAUGACAAUGACCUAAUGAACAAAUAAACCUCAUAAAACAGA
Molecule: messenger RNA, 416 nt
Organism: Drosophila ananassae
Lineage: Eukaryota; Metazoa; Arthropoda; Insecta; Diptera; Drosophilidae
Product: neuropeptide-like 4
Exons: 2
Coding region: 89-322 (77 amino acids)
Source: RefSeq, a predicted model, not a curated record